Rhipicephalus sanguineus (brown dog tick) is the source of this 2256-nucleotide messenger RNA. RefSeq lists its product as uncharacterized. Lineage: Eukaryota; Metazoa; Arthropoda; Arachnida; Ixodida; Ixodidae. Bases 1 to 2256 code for a protein of 751 amino acids. The record is from RefSeq and is a predicted model, not a curated record. The transcript is spliced from 2 exons.
AUGCUCGCGAACGACUACCGGCCUAAGGACGCACCAGACACCGGAAUCGGUCUGCUAAUAGGUUCUGACUAUAUGUGGCAAGCAAUCACCGGUGAAGUUGUGCGAUGUCCAGACGUGCCAGGUCUGGUGGCAAUGGAGACAAUAUUUGGUUGGACGGUACAAGGACCUAUCAGUCAGAAGACCCUUUUGGACUGUGGCACUCACCUGCUUGUCAGUGUCUUGCGUGUGGAUGCAACCGAAGAGGAAUCGACUGCAGAAAUUCUACAGUCUUUCUGGCGACUCGAGUCUAUGGGCAUUACUGACUCCAACGAAUGUCUCGCUGACCGGAACAUGCUACAGUUUAAGGAGACCGUUAGGAAGUCAGGCGGCCGGUACUCGGUGGCCCUACCAUGGAAAGAAGAUCGCAAGCAUCUUCUAGGCGACAAUCGGGACACAGCAAUUAACCGGCUCCAUAAGCUCGUCAGAAGACUCUCGCAGCAUGAUGGCCUAAUGGAGAAAUACGACACGACCAUACGUCAAUACUGGCAAAUGGGACAUGCUGAAGUGGUGCCGGAGCGACAAUCUGAUAAUGCCGUGUACUACAUGCCGCAUCGCGAGGUUGUACGAGAAGACUCACUCACCACGAAACUGCGAGUAGUGUUCGACGCCUCGUCCCAUGAAAAGGGAUAUAUGUCACUGAACGACUGUUUGGACAAAGGUACAAACCUGAACCCGGAUCUGCUUCGAGUGUUGCUUCGUCUUCGACGCCACCCGAUAGCCAUCAACGCCGACAUCGAGAAAGCUUUCCUGCAGAUAGAAAUACAGGAAUCGGAUCGAGAUGUAUUUCGGUUUCUAUGGUUCGAGAACGUGCCCCGUGGUGAAAACGACAACAUUAUCGAAUGGCGAAUGACACGUGUGCCAUUCGGGUCGACAUCAAGCCCUUUUCUGCUGAUGGCAACGAUACACCACCACCUGGACAACGUAAGCGGUGAGCAAAAAACAUUGGCCCGGACGCUGAAGCAGAGUUUCUACGUGGAUGACCUGCUCGUAGGAGCCGACAGUUUUGACGAAGGCUUAGACGUGUACGAGAAGGCAAAGUCGAUUUUGGAAGGCGCUGCGAUGAACCUUCGGAAGUGGAAGACAAACAACGCUCAACUCCAGGAAGUGUUCUCGAAAAGCGAAGAGUGCCUGGAAGGAUUGGACAGUACUUCAGCAACGAUUCUAGGGAUGCACUGGAACACCGAAGAUGAUUACUUGGCAUGUUCUUCAAAGUCUGUCACGCAGUUCCUGCUUUCGGUCAAGGAGGACUCAAAGCGGACCAUCUUAAGAACAGCUUCCAGAAUAUUCGAUCCUCUCGGUAUUCUUUCGCCUUUCACGAUAAUAGCGAAGAUCUUAUUUCAGAAGUUAUGGCUGUUACGGAUACCGUGGGAUUCCAAGUUACCCAUGGAAAUCGAGAAGGCGUGGAAAGAAUGGUGUACUGAAGUUGCUCAGUUACACCUUAUUAAGAUACCGCGCUACGUCAUGAGUCAUCCGAAAGAAGAUAUCACCAUGACGCAAGUCCAUAUCUUCGUGGAUGCUAGUCCAAGGGCCUAUGGAGCAUGCGCGUACCUUAGAACGGUGGACCGCAAUGGCAGUUGUGGUACGAAGAUUGUCGUGGCUAAGUCUCGCGUGGCACCCAUAAAAGCCUUGACCAUGCCAAAGUUGGAACUAAUGAGUGCAGUUGUUGGAGCAAGGCUACUAAAAUACCUUAGGAAGUCAUGGGACACGGUUCAGUUCUCACAUAUAAUGUGGUCGGACUCGACAAUUGUUCUGAGCUGGAUACGGGCACAGCAAGAUAAACUCAGCCCCUUCGUGAGAAACAGAGUGGCCGAGAUAGCCGACUGCACCGACAAAGGGCAAUGGCGUUAUUGUCCUGGGGAGCAGAACCCAGCUGAUUAUCUGACACGGGGAUUAUCAGCGGCAGUGCUUCGGGAAAGCGUCAACUGGUGGAAUGGCCCAGAAUGGUUAGUUCAACCUGAAACCGCUUGGCCCAUCGAGAUCACUUCGGUUGCCGCCCAAGAAAACAGCUACGAACCAGAAACUCUACAGACAGAACUACUGCUACAGACGCAAGAACCCCUUGAAGAUGUCAUGAACGUCAAGAAGUACAGCAGCUUGACCAGGCUUCUUCGCGUCACAGCGACUCCAGUGAUCCUGGCUACACUCUCCGCCUGGUCCAAGGGCCUCUUUGGACCUCCAGCCCUGGCCGAGCGAAGAGGAUCUCCCACGGCUCCCUAG